CCCCCCCCCCCAUCCCCGGUGUAAUAUUUAUCACAGACAUGCCUGCCAAGCCAAUAGCCAACCUCUUCUGGACACAGGAGGCGGUAUCGAAGGCAAAUCAAACCAAUGAGAACCCUGGCUCCUGCACCUCUCCCCGCUCCUUCCCGUCAGCGUUCUACUAGAGAGAAAAGGCCUUAGGAAGAGGCCUCCGGCCUCGGCCCCGUUAAACCCCAGGGGCUGAGGCUGGGGCUCUGAGGAUGGUGUGUACAUUCCAGUGGCUGGAGUGGAGACGGACCAUAGCUCAUCUGUCCUGCCUUCUGUGAAGGUGCAGCCAUGUCUGUGAUGAUAGCAAGAAAGAAGGUGACGCGGAAAUGGGAGAAGCUGCCGGGAAGGAAUACAUUCUGUUGUGAUGGGCGGGUCAUGAUGGCCCGACAGAAGGGAAUCUUCUAUCUGACAUUGUUCCUCAUUGUGGGGACGUGUACCCUUUUCUUUGCAUUUGAAUGUCGCUACCUUGCUGUUGAGCUCUCCCCAGCCAUCCCUGCCUUUCGCCAUGUGGUUCCUAUCUCCCUGUUUUGCAGUAUGGCCACGGCUUUUUUUUAAGGGACAAGCUUCAGCUUGCACCCUGGGGUCGCCCAUCGAGCCCUGGCCGAUGAGGCAGCUUUCAUUGAGCUGGAGAUUGAGGCAACCAAUGGAACGGUGCCUCCAGGCCAGCGGCCGCCACCACGCAUUAAGAACUUCCAAAUCAAUAACCAGAUAGUGAAGCUGAAGUACUGCUACACUUGCAAGAUCUUCCGUCCGCCCCGUGCCUCACACUGCAGCAUUUGUGAUAACUGUGUGGAACGAUUUGAUCACCACUGUCCCUGGGUAGGGAACUGUGUUGGGAAGAGGAACUACCGUUACUUCUACCUCUUCAUCCUUUCCUUGUCUCUACUCACCAUCUACAUCUUCUCCUUCAACAUCGUCUAUGUUGCCCUGAAAUCUCUGCAGAUUGGCUUUUUGAAUACUCUGAAAGAAACCCCAGGGACGGUCCUGGAGGUUUUGAUCUGCUUCUUUACUCUGUGGUCCGUGGUGGGCUUAACUGGCUUCCACACUUUCCUGGUAGCACUGAAUCAGACAACUAAUGAAGAUAUCAAGGGUUCCUGGACUGGGAAGAAUCGUGUGCAGAAUCCCUAUAGCCAUGGCAACAUCAUGAAAAACUGCUGUGAAGUUUUGUGUGGACCCUUGCCUCCCAGUGUACUAGAUAGACGGGGUAUCUUGCCACAAGAGAUUACAGCCCAAGAGGGCAGCAACGGGCUGGAACUGAGAACGCAGGUGGAAAGGAGCACAGAAGAACCCAGUGCCCAGGAUGCUACUGCUGCCCCAGGAGAGGGUUGUGCCCUGACGGAGGAGAGUGCACUUCCUGUGCCAACGUGCCAAGUGCCACAAGAAAUGGAGCAGCAACCUGCUGCUCUGGAGCAGCCUGUGCCAUCUAUGGAUCAUGAGCAGUCAGCACAUUAGCCUCCAGAGUGGGCAUGAACACUGCUUUUGUUUUGGCUGACUCUGCGUGGAGCUGCAGGGGGAACAAGGAUGGGGACAGCUGGGCAAACGAUGGCCUUCCAGUUCCCCUUUGGCUGUUUGUUCAUCCGUGGUGAUAACCAGUGUCUACCAGCCGGACCUGAAGGAUGCCUACACUCCCUUUCUAAUGGAUGCUGAGCACCCCUUGUGCUGCUGAGAGCCUCCCCCCCUCAAGAGGCCCCUGCUGCUGGCUGGGGCAGGGUCUUCUCCCCCCGUCUUCAGUCUACGGCUCUAAGUGGAGCGCCUCUCCGGUCCCAUCCUGAGACUGCUGAAGCGUGAAGCCCGCUGAGAAGGAAAGACUUGGCCAGCCGUGUUCUGUCCCGUUUUUCUGCUUGUGGUUGCAGAAUUGCCUGUUGUUUGAAUCGGAAUGACUUUUCACGUGGAGCCGGGUUGUUGGUGGGAAGCACAGACAACCAGCUGCACAAGCAGGACCCUGUAUAAAUGUUCCCUGACAACCAGUGCCCUACGGGAGCUGGGUGCCCCCGGUGGUCCACAGGCACAACAUAGUCAGAAGGUGGAACUCAGAGUCGUUUGUGGUCUUGGCCCCCUCUGUUGAUUAUAUCGGAAAUCUGUGGUGCAGUUUGUAUUCUCCCCAUGUGACUUUUCGUCUCUUGUCAUUCAUUGCUCCCCACCCAUGUUUCUCUUGAAUUGGCUAGCACUUCAGUCAUGGCUGCUGAAAAGAUGGGUGGGCCCCCGAGGUUGCAAUGCUGCAAGAGAGCCAAGAGUGUUUUUUUUAAAGAGCAGGAGCCAUCAUUGUACAGGUGUGUAGAAGAUGCAAGUUCUGCCUCAAGGCCUGUAAAUCUCGGCACUUGGCAUUCAGUGCCAAGAGAUCCUCUAGGAAUCGCCUGGCUCUAUGGUAACUGCUCUUUUAUCCUCCAACCCACUGCCUGUAUAUAUGUUGCAGGGGUCUGACUAAAACUAGGGCUGUCUGGGGAGUCUCCCUGUUUGAGGCAGAGAUGCCAGAUGCCCCAAAAGGGUGGCUAAUCAGGUUUCCUUCUGUGCCAUUCAGAUUGUCUCCUUGUUCGUGGAGAUGAACUCCAUAGUGAAACUGCAUGGGGCUAUGUUUCCUGGAUUGUGCCAUACAGACUUUUGACGAGGAGCUAUGUUUGCGUGCUCACGCACAAAGGAAACCCUAAACAUCCUAACUUUAUCAUGCCGAUGGACUCCAGAACCCUGACAUGCUGCUUUCCCAUGGGAGCGAGGCUCUUUUUUCCCCACAGAGGAAUAUUCAAAAAAGUACUUCCCCCUCCCCCGCCAGCUUCUCUGAAUGGCACAACCCAACCCCCUUUUUAAUUCUGUGUGUUUGGUGCAGCUGUCACGAAGUAGAAUGGCUGUUCCAUCUUCCUUGAGGGGUGUAGAUAAUUGCCAGUCUUUUCUCUCUGUAAAGGUUCUACCUUUUCCAAGAUGCAGACUGUUGGUGAAAGAAAGGGAACUGGUAAUAGCUUCUUGGCUUCCCAGAGCCCUGAACUGAAACCUGAAUCAAGCCAGCAAUGUCUCAAUUAAUGUCCUACUUGUUUCAGCGGCGUGAAAUCCAGCUCUUCUUGGGCCAAGGGGCCCCCCCCCCCCCCCCCCCCCCCCGGCCUCCCACAGUGCUUCUCUGCCUUGGUUCUCUCUUUGUGGAGGAAGGAUCAGAGAGUGUUUCCAGCCUUCCCCCUGCCAUUGGUAUGGGACUGCUGGGUUGCCACAGAGUGGGGUCUGUGUGACAUCAUCUUGCCUGCUGCACAUGCUGAGAGCCAGGAGCAGGCAGAUGCACAUCCAGCAGUGUUCCAUAGCCUUUGUAUUGCCCUCCUUCCUGUGUCAAGGGCAGAGGCUUCCGCCAAUCUCCCCCUGUGAUUGACCAAACCUCACCAGUGUUGCAGCAGUCUUGUUUGGGGUAUAUUUUUUAAUCUACCGUGUCAGAUUGCUCCAGGGAGCAGGAUGAUCCCAGCUGCCUUGAGGCUUCGGUGUGUUCCUCUGAUCUCAAUGAAGGCUUUGGAAUUUGUUUCAA
Messenger RNA from Sphaerodactylus townsendi, 3520 nucleotides. RefSeq names its product zinc finger DHHC-type palmitoyltransferase 9 (gene ZDHHC9). NCBI's taxonomy places the organism in Eukaryota, Metazoa, Chordata, Lepidosauria, Squamata, Sphaerodactylidae. The record is from RefSeq and is a predicted model, not a curated record. Gene Ontology annotation, molecular function: protein-cysteine S-palmitoyltransferase activity. Gene Ontology annotation, biological process: protein targeting to membrane; peptidyl-L-cysteine S-palmitoylation. Gene Ontology annotation, cellular component: endoplasmic reticulum; Golgi apparatus.